Molecule: messenger RNA, 6958 nt
Organism: Athalia rosae (coleseed sawfly)
Lineage: Eukaryota; Metazoa; Arthropoda; Insecta; Hymenoptera; Athaliidae
Product: cilia- and flagella-associated protein 44
Exons: 32
Coding region: 65-6634 (2189 amino acids)
Molecular function (GO): protein binding
Source: RefSeq, a predicted model, not a curated record
CUCCUCGAUAAAUUUUCGCUUUAGUGUUUGCUAACCAAAAGCUUGGAGUUACUGUUUCAAUAUAAUGGCUGAUACGGAUGAUGAUAUAGAGAAAACAGAGAAUCUACCUCGGGAUCCCACUCCGCCAACAGUAGAUGUUGAAGAAAAUAAAACUGUGGCAGAUGUGGAGGAGAAUGUUGAAGAACAUGCAAUACAUCUAGAUACAAAUGCAGACACUGCUGUGUCUAAGAAGGAACCAUUGUUGGUACAAAAUGAUCAGGAGCCAAUAGUUUCAUCGACAAACCUGAAAAACCGCGUUAUUGAAGCACCGAAUUUCGGGAAGGAAGAAUUGGAACUCUCCCCUUCUACUGUGAGCACUAACAACUAUCAACAAGCAGAAACUGCUGGCUAUGAAUCCGCUGAAUUUGAAUAUGACUGGUACAAGGAUUUUGAACACCCAGGAGAGGGUGGGGAACAUUACUCGGAUACUCGUAUUCCCUACUAUAGCAGCGAGGACUAUAUAUCAGGACCAACAUGUGUGAAAGAUGGAACGAUUCCUAUGAAUAUUUUGGAAUUUCAUCAUUCUUAUGCAUACGAUUGCCGGAGACAUUUCAACUUAUGUGUAGCAGAUCCAGAUACAAUUAUUUUUGCUUCUGGAAAUCUGAUAAACUUUUUUAAUGUUCCUGAGAACAAGAUAUGGUUCAGGCGAGGAUCUACUGGUGGUGGAAUUGGACAUAUCACUAAAAAUCCAACACACAACCAUAUAGCAAUUGGCGAGAACGGGCUUAAUCCUCCCAUUAUAAUUUAUGAGUGGCCAACUAUGGAGAUUGUCACAAUAUUGAGGCAAGGUACACAACGCUCAUACUCACAUCUGGGAUAUAGCCCAGAUGGACUUUUACUCGUCUCUCAAGGAGGAGAACCAGAUUAUAUAAUGACUGUAUGGAAUUGGCAAAGAGCUAAAGUUAUGCUACGAUGCAAGUCCCAUGGCCAAGAUAUUUACAAUGUGACAUUUUCACCAUCAGUUCCUGGACAUUUAACGUCGAGUGGUUCUGGUCAUAUUAAAUUCUGGAAAAUGGCAAAGACCUUCACUGGUUUAAAGUUAAAAGGUGAACUCGGUCGAUUUGGAAAAACUGAGAUUUCAGACAUCAUUGGCGUUUACCCCAUGCCUGAUGAAAAAGUGGUAUCUGGCUGUGAGUGGGGUGAUAUUUUGCUGUGGGAUGAAGGUCUAAUUAAACUUGAAGUCUGUAAAACAGCCCGGAAAACUUGUCAUGAGAAAUUGAUAACACAAUUUGAGUAUAAUAAUGGAGAGUUGAUGUCAGUUAGUAUGGAUGGAUGGAUCCGGAUCUGGUUUUAUGAAACAAUUGACCAAGCUGAUCCACCUGAUGACGAUCGCUUCAUAGAAAUUGAACCAAUAUAUGAAUUUGAAAUUGCUGAAAAUGAUGCAGAUGGAGACCGUUCAAUGCUUAUGUCCAUUCAAAAAACAGAACCAGAAGAUUCUGACCAAACACUCUGGUAUGCACAAGAUGGCAACGGCGGGUUAUGGCUAAUUGAUAUCUGCACCUCCGACUUUCCACAGACGCCGAAAAAGAUUUUUACUUGUCAUGCGGGUCCAAUUGUUGAUAUGAGUGUUUCAACAUGGGGCCCGUUUGUAGCAACUUUUGGCAGUAAUGCACAUUUACACGUUUACAAUUAUUAUACGAAAAGAUUAAUUCUUGUUCAUAAGUUUCGGGAUAUCGGCAGUCAAGUUGCAUGGCUUUCAUGUACAGUGGAAUCUACUGGUUCUACAAUGGUGUGUGCAUUUGGGAGUGGCGUUAUUCGUGUUAUUACAGUGGCUGUUCAGAAGGCUGACUCACAAUCCAAUAUAAGAGGUGAUUACGUCCGAUUGCUACAAGCCAUAAAACCACACUCAAGUCCAAUUACAGCUAUGUCAUUGAACGAAUCGAAUAGUUUGCUUGUCACUGGAGCUGAAGAUACAACAGUUUUUGUAUUCGGUCUUCAAAAAACCGAAACUUAUCCUCUGCUUAUACCAAUCGGAUAUAUUAGAGUUCCAUCGAGUCCGACCUGUUUCACUUGGAAGCUUGUUGAAACAAGGGUAGUGCUGAUUGGAUGUGCACAAGGCGACUGUGUUGAAGUCGAAUUUCCUACCAACACUGUUGAUUAUACAACUGUCAGCUAUGAGUUAGUGCGCUGUGAGUUGCGUAAAUUCAAAUUCGUAUCAGUAAAAUCUGAAAUACGAAGAGAGUUGUUUCGCCUGGAUUUAGAAAAGAAAAAAGCAGCAAAAACUGCUGUAAAGAUGCAACAAAUGGCUCAACUUAUCGCUGACAACCCUGGAAUCAACAUCGAUGAAGAAGCCUUCUUAAUGGAUUCAGAAGAGGAUCCACCAUAUCCUGAGAUAUAUAUACCUGAAGUCCCUAAUCGAGUAUUAUUUACAAGUUACACAGCCAACAACACCAUCUGGUUAUCCAUGGCAGGAUUUGAUGCUGGAUAUAUCUACGAAUAUCCACUACCAAUACCUGGCACAAACAUUGUGAAACCAAUCAAAAGUACCAUGGUCUUUGAUGGAGAUGACACUGAAAUUAGUUCCUACCUGUUCUAUAAUGGUAAAAAGUAUUUGAUCCUUGGUAUGCAGUAUGGUCAAAUCCGUGUGUGCCGAGUUAACAAACAUGAUCAUACAGACUUAUCAGAUUACUGGAUAUUGCCGAUGCAUGAUAACUAUAAUGGAUAUAUACCCAAAAUAUUACUUUCCCAUGAUAAUAAAAUGUUAUUGACCUGUGGGUAUGACGGUAACUUGUUUUCAUAUAUUAUUAAUGAUGUCGGUGAAUACACGGAAUCAUAUUUACAUCCAGAAAUACAGUCACCACCUCUCCCACUGCCCGUAAGAGAAGUCGAUGACAUCGAAGAACUUUCUCAUCCAAGUUUAGAGCAAGUGAUUGUCAAAGCGGAACAGAAUCGAAUAAUGGCAGUUGCAAAACGUAAAAAAAGUGAGGUCUUGAACAUGCUGAGUAGCCUGGGUGAAACUUAUGCGAGAAUCUUGGAUAGGAAUCAUAAUUUAAUCAAAUCCCAACAAAUUCCGCAUGAAGACUUCGAGCUAGACCCUAGAAUUACAACAGAUUUAAAUCAGCAUUUGGAAGCAGAAAUGAAUCUUGUCUAUAGAAAGUUGGCAUUCAAAGUAGAAAAAAGUAAAUUACGUCUUCAGAAAUUGAUGACUCAUUUUAUACAACCAAUUACAUGUCUUCCAUUCGAAGUAUGUAAGAUUCUGGCACCAGAUGUUGCAGUUAAAUCAUUCAGGGAGCGAAAAUUGGACGCAAGCUUUUUGGAUGCAUGCACUGAAGUAGAAAAGAGAAUUAAGGACAGAGAUGAUAUAGGCAGACGUGCAGCUGUGAAAUUGGAGGAAGAGGUAGAAGAGACUCUUGAGAAGAAAAAAGUUUCAGGAAUUGAAAGUUUCCUCAAAGGCCUUAGUCCGUCAACCAUUCAAUAUCGUCUUGGUGUUAAGGUCAAUCAAAUGUUGCGAAAAUACCGUGCAAGAAAAGCCAGAUCUGAGGAGCGUCUAUUGGAGUGGAAAGCGAUGUACGCAAAGAAACCAGACCCGCAUGUAAACCACCCGGAUGAUUUGACUGCGAUUGAUCAUGCAGAUCAUACUAUUGGUGACUAUAAGUUAAAAACAUCCCAGAACUAUAGUAUUUCCAAAGAACAAAGAGAAAACAUGUUGAAUAAGUAUAAACAGUUUUUGGAUGCUAGAAAAAAGGCUCAUAGGAUGAGGGAAGGUUUUAACGAUAAACUGAGAAAUGUCAGGAGUAAAAAGGAAGCAUUAUUAACUGAAGUCAAUGACUUAAUAUAUAAGUUGAAAAAAAUACACUCAGAGAUUCCUGAGAAACGUAUCAAGCCAAUUCCGACUGUCCCACACAUUGAUUAUAACGUUGAGUUUCCAGAACGAAACUUAGAGUUUGAGAGGUAUGUAUCAAUGGCCGAAAAAGUGAAGGAGGCAAAACGAACUAGAAAAGGAUUUGCUAUGGAGAUCGUUCUGAAUCCAGAAGAUGAAGAACAUGAAUUAUUAUUAAUGGAUGACAAAACAGUUCAGUUAGGACGUGAGAGCAGUCUGACGGUGUUGUUUAUGAAAAUGCCAGAGAAGAGAUACCGAGCUCAGUCUGCAAUUACUGAAGACGUGCUGCAGAGUUUAGUCAGUAGUGACCGAGUUGAGACACCGUGGGAAAGGGAGAUGAAACGGGCUCGUGUAGCUCGAAAAAUUUACGAACAAGAUUGCAUCUUAGAAUAUAUUCAGGAAAGCUAUCAAACCUUGGAUAGAAGCUUAGAUGAACUUGAACGUGAGCGUCUUGAAAUUGAAGCUGAUAGUGUCUACAUGGAGCUCUUUAUUCUAACAUUACAUCAAGAACUCAUUGUGCUCAAGGAAUUUGAAGCGACGGAAGAUAUGCUAACAAAAAAGGUCACAGAGAAAAUUGAAGAAAAAUCUAUCGCUCAGCAAAAGAUGCAAGCAAUGACUACAAAGAUUGAUCAGAAGAAAAAAGAAAUUCUAAAACUCCAUACAAAAAUAAAGGAACAGGCUUUAGAAUUCAUGGGUAUGAUCAGUGAAAAUAAGUUUCAUGACUUCCUCAAAAGGAUCUUCAAAAAAAAGUAUAAGCCCCCAAAAUCAGAGGAUGAGUCAUCAUCAUCCUCGUCGUCGUCAACAACUGAAUCUAGUUCUGCGCAAGAUGAUGCUGGAAGUAUUGACAGUCGAGAAAUUGGACCCAUUCACCUGGAUGAAAAUAUUUGUCCAGCAGGAUGCGACCAAGAACUUUAUCUCGCAGCUUUUUCGAUGAGAGAUAAACGAUAUGAGUAUGAAUUUCAAAUCAAGGAGGAACAGAAAUGUAUUGAAACUCUUCGUAAGGAAAUUGAAAGCGAUACGAAAAAAAUGAAAAUUAUCGAAAAUGUAUUGAAAAGCAAUCAAGAUGAUCUACAAGCUUUUAUGCGGGAAAAGCAGUGCAAAUUGAACGAUAUAGACAUGACUGUAAUAUUAAAAUUACAUCAGUUCCAACAUUUUAAAGACGACACCACAAUGGAGAAAAUUCGUGACUGCGUUGUGUUUGAUGAUACUAAGUUGACAAACUUGUAUGCUAGAGUUGGUCAGCUCAGAGAAGAAACCGCAGAACAGAAGGCCAAACAUAGGAAAAACCGUAUGCACUUACAACGAAUGAAUGUUGAUUGCAAAUACAUGGAAACAGAAAUACAUAGGUUGAAAAGUAGUAUACGACAAGAAAUGAUAGGAAAAUUUGGCCGUGAAAUAUCUCUCAAUUCUCUAUACGAAGCUGUGUUGAGGCGGAUGAUUUAUGACAUCAAAGUCAGUCUUACUGAAAUGGUUCCGGAAUUUGAAAGUCAGAUUCAAUGUAUCAAGAACAGAUAUGCGAAGGAAAUUAAAAUCUUGGAGGGCGUUAUUCAGGAUAAUACUGAAAAGUUGAGUUUCUUAACCGUUUUGGAAGAAGAACAAUUAAAACUGAAGAAGAUGUUGAAACAUAUUCCAAUAUCCGAAGAAGAGAUGUUAAAAAUUGAUUCCGACUAUCAACGAGACCUUAUGAAAUUGGAGACAAUCCUUAAGAGUCAAAUACAACAAAAGAAGCAAUUACAAAAUGAGAUUAAAAAACUAAGCCUAAAGUCAAGGCCCUUACCACCGAUAAUUUGUCAGAAAAAAGAAGGGGACAAGAAGCAGGCAAAAAAAAAAUCGAUGAAAAAAUCUGUUGCGAUCAUUGAUGUUGAAACUGGGGAAGGUCUCACAUUUGACCAGGCUGAAUCCAGAUAUGAAGAGUCAGAAGAAGAUGAAGUCGAUGUUGGUGAGAAUGAUAAUGAAAAAGGCAAUAAAGACAAAAAAACAAAUGUAGAAGAAAUGUGUGAGAAAGAAGAAAAUGAGAAUAAUAUUUCACAACAAUUGAGCGAAGAUCGGGAUGAUAAUACUGCAACUAUGGUGCACCGGUUGCUUUCAAGAAUCAUUCAGGCGUCAUUAAAAGAUGAGGAUGAAGGUAUGGAGUGGGACAUAUUGAGAGAAGUAAUAUCGAAUUUACCGAUUGGCGGAAGUCGCGAAGAAUUGCAAGCUGGAAUCGAACAAAGUGUUGAAAAAGUUAUUCAAACACUACCACAAGAUGAUACAGAUGAUGUCAAAGCUAUGCGCCAAGCAAUACAAGAUAUAAUUAAUGAAAUAGUACAUCGAUUGGAUGCGGAAAUAAAAGUUAUCAAAAUGAAUUCACAAGACGCCAAGGAAAUCAUAAGCGAAUUACUGCGUGAUAUUAAGAUGAGUGACAAAACUAUGAUAGCUGAUCUUGCAAAUUCUAUAGUCAGUUUAUUAGCAAUGCAAGGCGGAAUAGUUGCAGCAACGAACCACGUUAUUGAUAAUAUGCCAAAUGAUAGCAGUAAUAAAACAAUAGAGACAGUACGAAAACGCGUGAACACGAUUUUUAUGGACCUCUCUCAACAGAUAGCACAUCCUGAGCAGGAUACAGGGAAUGAAUUCUCAGAACACCGAACACUAGAGAAAGCUAAGGAAAAUGAAUCGUUGGAACAGAGUGCAACACCAGAGAAUGAGGAUUUGUGUGUAGUACAAGAUGAACAACAGUCGACAGAAGAUACUGGUCACACGACAGAAGAAAUAUCAGAGCCUGAUCGAAAGUUGUAACCAGGAUUCAUAGAAUUUGCUGAUCAUUUCGAAACAGCAAGCACUAGGUACAUAUAAUUGCUCCCAUUCUUCUCUUCAGACUACAUAAUGAUAGUGGUAAAAGCGAAAAAGCUUUCUUUACUGAGAAGUCAGGGAAUUGAAAUAUCUUCAAUACAUCAUAUGCUGCAAUUUAUUUCUUUGUGUCUAGAACAAAAAUGUAGCUUUUGCUCUAAUGCGCAAACCGCAAACAGUAACUAAUUAAGUAUCGUUUAUAAAAAUAACGUGUUUGUUGUAUACGAUAUUUUGUAAGCUUGUAUGUAAUAAUAAAUAAGUGUGCUCACAAAA